ACAACUAUUAUUUGUCAAUAUUCAAUCCGGAUGGAAGGCCAUCCGGUGGUCGUAAACCUAGAGAUCUUAAUCUUCUUGAAGCAGAGCAAGCUCAUAUUUAUGUUUUGAGAAAUUGUGAUGAAGUUCAACCAUAUAUCAGUGAGUACUCCAGUAGUCAAGAUGGAUGUUCACUGCAACCAUUUACCACCAUGUGGAACCAGAAGUUCAAUCAGUGGUUCAAAGAGAAGGUAGCCAGCUUGCACGAACAUGAUAAGAGUGAGCUCACCGAAGACCUUUUGGCACUAUCACGUGGUCCAUUGGAAAAUGUAACAUGUUUUACUGGCUAUGACAUGAAUGGAUUCAGAUAUCGUGUUCAAAGUCGAGAUAGACACCUCUGCACACAGAACAGUGGGGUGGCUGUACUUUCAGAACAAGGGGAUAAUGGUAAUACAGUAGAAUAUUAUGGCAUAUUGACAGAGAUAGUCGAACUGCAAUACUUAGGUGGAAGGCGUGUGACAUUAUUCCGUUGCAACUGGAUUGACGUAUUUGACAAAGAGCAUGGGAUUAAGAAAUACAACAAGCAUGGAAUCGUUAGUCUUAACCUGCAGCGUUUGCUUCUGACAGAUGAGCCUUUCGUUCUGGCUAGCCAAGUCUCUCAAGUAUUUUUUGUCAAGGAUAAUCUUAUAAAAGGAUGGCAUGCAGUCGUGAAAAAUCCAUCACAUCAUGCUUACAGUGUACCACAUGGACAGUCUGAUGAUGAAGCCUAUGAAGCUGAACCUGACAAUGGCGAUGAAGACGACUUGCUUCAAAAUUCGACAACAUCACGUAGAAAUAGAACAACAUGAUGGCACUAGUUUAUGCAACUCUUAAUCUGUAGUAAUCGAUUUGCUUCAUAUUUUUUGCUUUUACCUUAUUAAUAAACAGUGACACAAGUAGUUUUGUACUUACUUUAUUUGAUUUAGCAUUCAAUAAUUCAUUUUCAGUAUAUCAACAUUCACUUAUUUAAUUCAAUUUUACUUUGUACAGCCUUUGUGCACACUUUAAACUAACACUAUAUGCGUAGGGUAUCACAAUGAGUCAGCACAAGUAUGGAAACUUGACAACAUUAGCUCGGGAAAGAUGCUCCUCACAGUUGAAUAAUUCUGGACUGGUACACCAGGGUAUUGCUAGGCGGACCUUGCCAGAGAAAUCAAGUCAAAUAGCAGAUUUCAGCAGAAAAAGGGUUACUCACAAGCCUAAUUUGCAAGAUGAGGAACUGUGGAAAAAGUAUGAGUUAGCUACAAAAGAUGGAAAUGAUGCGGCAACAAAUACACCAAUCUUGUUUACUACAAAUUUUGAUGCUGAUGAUUUCGGAACUAUGAGUGAUGAAGCUGAUACCAGCAAUGAUGGUGACAUGGGAAAUGAUAUGCAUGAUUUUCAUGAUGAAUUAAUGGGUAAUGAAAAUCUGGAAAGUGAAGAAUCCCAGGAUAGCCAUGGCUUUGAAGGUACCUCAAAGAUUAGUAAGCACAACAAUGCAACUGAAUUAGUUGAUGAAAAUCUGGAAAGUGAAGAAGUGCAGGGUAACCAUGGCCUUGCAGCUACGUCCAAGACUAGACCUCGAACAGGUGAAAAGCGUAGGGUCCGUGGGAAAAAUAAAUGCAAGGAAGUAGCUGAUCUCAUGGAGUCCCAAAAAAUUAAAGUCCGGUUUUACAAUAACCAUGCGCUUUGCAAAAGUUUUGCACGACACUUGGGUAGAAUCGUCCGUAAUCCUAGAAUUACCCCGAUGAGGGUAAAGGAAUGGUCCAAUAGUACUGAUGCAGCUCGGAAACAUAUAUUUGAUGCAAUUAAGGACAAGUUCGAAAAUAUUGACAACAACAUUGCAAUAGAUGUGUACAAACAUGAGAUAUUAGACCAUGUCGAGAAACUUUGGAUCAACUGGCGUGGAGACUUGCACCGGCAUUUUGUGAAACCCAACAAGACUAUGCAGGAGGCUAUGAAAAAGGUACCUAAAGAUAUUCCAAAGGAUGACUGGGAAUGGCUUGUGAAGGAGCAUUUUUUCAGCAAGGAGUUUCUGAAAAAGAGCAAGAGAAACACCCAAAACAGAGCUAACCUCAAAAUGCUUCACCGAUCUGGCAGUAAACCCUUUAGACAGAUAAUUUGGGACAUGGGAGGAAAGGAAAACAAGCCACCGAGUAUGGAUAAACUAUUUUCAGAGACACACAAGAAGGGUACAGACUUCCCUGAUUCUACAACCUCCGCCAAACAUGCACAAAUUAAUACCAUAGUUCAGUCAAAUCCUGGUCUUUCAAAUGAUGAAGUCAUGCAGAAAUGUGACACAUCUAAGCGGCGUGAUCACGUAGUUGGCUUUGGUGGUGGAAUUAGAGCACGAGAUUUGCGAGGACCAGCAUUAAGUAAGGCUGAAUUAGUUUCUCAACUUCAAGCUUCUGAGCAAGCGAAACAAGUACUCGAAGAAAAGGUCAAUGGCAUGACGCAAGAAGUAUCAGAAAUUAAGCGUCUUCUAUCUGGUAGAUCUUUAACUGAUAGUUCUCAUGAACGCCAACAUGAUCAAGACUGAUGGUCCACCAAUGAAUCAAGCAUAAGGAGGCAUUGUAAUCGUUGGUGAAGAAUGAUAUCCAUUCAAACAACGAUGGUGUUCCUCUAUUGAAGACUAAUAAAUAUUAUC
Messenger RNA from Triticum dicoccoides, 2641 nucleotides. RefSeq lists its product as uncharacterized. The transcript has 12 exons. The record is from RefSeq and is a predicted model, not a curated record. The coding region runs from base 1052 to 2533 and encodes 493 amino acids. NCBI's taxonomy places the organism in Eukaryota, Viridiplantae, Streptophyta, Magnoliopsida, Poales, Poaceae.